Messenger RNA from Mesorhabditis spiculigera, 1146 nucleotides. Lineage: Eukaryota; Metazoa; Nematoda; Chromadorea; Rhabditida; Rhabditidae. The record is from the annotation of a GenBank genome assembly.
AUGGAGGGUCCGGCUGAAGGCCGGUCGAAAAAAGUGUGGGUCUACGAGCGUGACCAGCCGGACGCCAUCCAGGUCAACAUCCCGAAGAACUUUGAACCGGAUUUGAAAGAUCCCAAAUUUCGUACCGACACCUGGGCCCGCACUGUUUACCAUGUGAUCGGGAAAGGGAGUCAAGCAAAAGUGAUCGCGGCCGUCAAGAAAGACAAGCAUGGAAAUGAAGUCAGGCUGGCUUGUAAGAGAUACGAUUGCUCAAGAGCAAGCGAGUGCAAAUUAAUCCUACGCGAACUGCAGAUUUCUCAAUUCCUGGAGCACAAGCAUAUCGCUCGCCUCUACGAAUAUUUCUACGACGAGGGCCCCACUGGGAAGCUCGAGUACCUUUGGCUGGUAAUGGAACGCGCCAGCAUGAGCCUCGACAAAUUUUACGACAGUAGAGUGCAAGCGAGGGAACCGCGGAAGUAUAGCCAUGAAAAUCUGGAAAAGCUGCUCUAUCAAAUGCUGCUUGCCAUUGACCAUCUCCACAUGAUCGGCAUCAUCCAUCGGGAUAUUACCCCGAAAAAUAUUGGAAUUCUGCUCCUAAGAAGCGGCUUCGAGCAUACCACCGAGCCGCGAACCCCGAAAAUUUACUACCCGCCGGAAGCCCUCCUCCCCAAACCGGAAUACGACGCGCGGAUCGACGUCUGGUGUGCGGCGCUGGUGUUGCUUGAGGCAUUUGGAGAACAACCUCCUAGCGCUACCGGCCCACAGGAGCGAUUCAAGCUAAUGAAGCCAAGCAGGGACGAAUGUGUAGCUUUCCACAACAACGUUAGAUUGGCUGUGGAAUACAAGCACAACUUCGUCCUGGGCAAACACCCAAAGCCUCCGGAAUUUGACAACAUCGUGAAAAAGGUCAUCCAAGAAUGGUGCCACGUUCCGGACAACCCAGACGAAACGGCGAGGAAAAACGCACAGCUACUCAAAUUGCUGCGCUCGAUGCUAGCGCGAGACCCGAAGAGCCGACCCUACACUUCGCAAUGCCUGGAGGACGAGUAUUUGAAAAUAGCAAAAGAAAAGGAUACGGCCACAACGGCUACUACCAGCAACACCGACCAGGAAGCCUUGCAGAAUCUGCACUCCAUCGUGAAACAGUUUUCGUACAAUGUCCACGUG